UCAUGUACCUAUUGUCAAUUUAUGUCACGCGUUCUUUUGUGUGAUUGUGUGCAAGGAAGCAAAAAAUAUCAAGAAAUCUUAUUUGGUGGUUCUUAGUUUUAACUAAUGAAUUUAAUAAGUAACCUAUAAUACCAACUUAUUGUAAAUUGGACUUUACAAUUCGUUAAUGAUGAUGAGCGACGACGACCGCGACAUUGAUAUCGAAAGUGAUAUAUCAUACUAUAAUUUUCAGGCCGAAAACGACUCUGACUCUCGUCCACAUGCAAGGAAUGGCUUAAGCAGUGGAGGUUAUUAUUCUCAAGCGGAAAAAAGAGCUCAUCAUAAUGCUUUGGAAAGAAAGAGAAGAGAUCACAUAAAGGAUAGCUUUACAUCACUCCGAGAUUCAGUACCAGCACUACAAGGAGAAAAAGUGUCUUCUUCUAAUUUUCAGGCGAGUCGAGCUCAAAUAUUGAAGAAAGCUGCAGAAUAUAUACAAUUUAUGAGGCGAAAAAACAACUCACACCAACAAGACAUUGAAGAUCUCAAACGGCAAAACAGUUUACUGGAGACACAAAUACGAGCGUUGGAAAAGGCUCGCGCAACCGGCAACUACAUGGACGCACACGAAUUGGGAUUGGGCAUUAAAUCGGAAGACAGUUCACACGACACGGACAGUUCAGAUGGAGAAGGCACCACUCGGCGGGUCAAGAAACUCAAGAUCAACAGCGUCAACGUUUAAUAACUUUAUUUUUAUAAUUUAAGUUCUGUGAGAUAUUUUGUUCUAAUGUUUGUGUUGCGGAUAUGACAAACUCUGUAAUUUACUUUUUUUUUAUUAAAUAAGGUUGUUGAAUCUUCCUUGUAAAAUAAUUUUAAUGUUGUGCACAUUAAAAUGUUAGGUUUUUGUUUUUUGCAAUAUAUAUUUUUUUUUAAGGAGCAUGUAUAAAGUGAGGAAUUUGUUUGCUGUUUAUCUUUGUCUAUUAGGGAUAUUACAUGUUUAUACAUAUUGAACUCUUACAGAAAUUUAGUAUUUUCUAUUGUUUAAUCUAGAUUAAGCUAUCCUAUGACUUUUAAAGUAGGAAUUCACGGAAUAUACCUAAAACUUCAUAGUAUCCAUUUGUGUAAUGAAUGUUGUGUACAAAAUACACUGGUUUAGAUUUUAAGGAUCUUUUGAAUUAAAACAUAACACUAUUAAAAUACAAUACUUAAAUAAACGACAGUCGUCUUA
Colias croceus (clouded yellow) is the source of this 1204-nucleotide messenger RNA. RefSeq names its product protein max (gene Max). Bases 167 to 718 code for a protein of 183 amino acids. The record is from RefSeq and is a predicted model, not a curated record. Gene Ontology annotation, molecular function: protein dimerization activity; DNA-binding transcription factor activity. Lineage: Eukaryota; Metazoa; Arthropoda; Insecta; Lepidoptera; Pieridae. Gene Ontology annotation, cellular component: RNA polymerase II transcription regulator complex. Gene Ontology annotation, biological process: positive regulation of transcription by RNA polymerase II. The transcript is spliced from 5 exons.